Molecule: messenger RNA, 759 nt
Organism: Microtus oregoni (creeping vole)
Lineage: Eukaryota; Metazoa; Chordata; Mammalia; Rodentia; Cricetidae
Gene: Gadd45gip1
Product: GADD45G interacting protein 1
Exons: 2
Coding region: 45-713 (222 amino acids)
Cellular component (GO): nucleus
Source: RefSeq, a predicted model, not a curated record
CAGCACUCUAGCCAGCCCGCCGCCCGCGAGGACCCACAGCCAAGAUGGCGGCGUCCGCCAUGCAGGCGCGCCGUCUCCUGCGGUUCUCCGUGGCUGUGGGGCCCAGAUCCUGUAACUACCGUGCGCCGCCACCCCCGCGCCGCCACCCCGAGCCCCAUUGGCCAGACCCGGAGAACCCGCUGAGCCCACGAUGGCAACUAGGGCCGCGGUACGCGGCCAAGCAGUUCGCGCGUUACGGCGCCAAGUCCGGGGUGGCCCCCGCCUCCCUGUGGCCGUCCCCGGAGCAGCUGCGCGAGUUGGAGGCGGAGGAGCGAGAAUGGUACCCGAGUUUAGCGACCAUGCAAGAGUCGCUGCGCACACAGCAGCAGGCCGAGGAGGCAAAGCGUCGUGCCAGGGAGCAGCACAUCUCAGAGUGCAUGGCCAAGAUGCCACAAAUGAUUGAGAACUGGCGACGGCAGAAGCGGGAACGCUGGGAGAAAGCUCAGGCUGAUAAGGAGCGGAGGGCCCGGCUACAGGCUGAGGCCCAGGAGCGCCUGGGUUACCACGUGGACCCAAGGAGUGCCCGCUUCCAGGAACUGUUACAGGACCUAGACAAGCAGCAGCGCAAGCGCCUCAAGGAGGAGAAACAGCGGCAGAAGAAGGAGGCACGAGCUGCUGCAAUGGCCUCUGCCGAAGCCCAGGACCCAGAAGUGUCUGGGGAGCCCAGUUCCUGAAAGCCCCUUUCCCAAUAAAACCUGCUGCUGACAGCUCUGUGCUAUA